Messenger RNA from Labrus mixtus (cuckoo wrasse), 1532 nucleotides. Its product is annotated as ubiquitin carboxyl-terminal hydrolase 47-like. Gene Ontology annotation, molecular function: cysteine-type deubiquitinase activity; cysteine-type endopeptidase activity. Gene Ontology annotation, biological process: protein deubiquitination. The record is from RefSeq and is a predicted model, not a curated record. Bases 126 to 860 code for a protein of 244 amino acids. The transcript has 11 exons. Gene Ontology annotation, cellular component: cytosol; nucleus. NCBI's taxonomy places the organism in Eukaryota, Metazoa, Chordata, Actinopteri, Labriformes, Labridae.
GGUAGGCUGUGGCCCAGGACACGACGCAAACUGUCUGUCAAUAAUAGGCACCAGUAGAAGAAGCCACAUCCUCCACUACAGGCUACUGGUUACUGGUUUCACGAUGUGAUCGCAAGCCGUUUGUAAUGAUCACCAUGAAAAGAAGAAGAAAAGAAAUGGAAUCAGUAGAGAAGAAACAAAAAGAGUUUCACGGUCUGUAUAAUCAGGGAGCAACAUGUUACCUCAACAGUGUUCUGCAGGUUUUCUUCAUGACAACCGAGAUUCACGACAGGUUGGAUCAAAACUCCAAUACAGAUAAGGAGCUGAGAAACCUCUUUAAAAAACUGGAGACAGAAACAUGUUGGACAGUAGACAUCACAAAGAGUUUUGACAUUACAAACGUGCAUCAACAACGUGAUGCUGCUGAAUGCCUGGAGAUGAUUUUACACAAAGUCAGCCCACAGGCCUCCCAGGUUUUCAAAGGAGAGAUGAAAUACUCGACAACAUGCUCUGAAGGCCACAACCUCAACACAGAGAAGAAUCCAUUUCUGACUCUUCCACUGUCACUGAAGGAUGCUAACAUUUCAGACUUCAGUGUGGAGAGUGGCUUUGACAACGUUUUCCAUAAAAAGUCCUUCAUCGGAGACAACCUGGUGUACUGUGAGCAAUGUGGAAAGAAAACAGAGGCCACCAGAAAAUGUGAGAUGCUGGAAUUUCCUCGUAUUCUGGUUCUACUUCUAAAGAGAUUUGACUUUGACAACAACACUAUGUCACAUUUCAAAUCAGACCGCAUGGUAGUGAUGCCACGUACAUUACAGAGACAGGCAAGAGGAAGUACAUUUAAAUGCUUUUCCUUGUGUUUGAUUUUGAAAAUCAUAUAAUGUAACUGACUGUGUUUGUCACUGUAGAACAAGAUGUACAAACUAUGUGGGAUUGUGAAUCACAUGGGCAGCCUUAAAGGAGGACACUACACAGCCACCAUCCUGUCCAAAGAGGACAACACCUGGUAUGAGUUUAAUGACAGUCACGUCAGAAAGCUUGAGGAACAACCAUUUGCAAACUCUGGGACUUACAAUUCCAACACUGCAUAUCUGCUCGUGUACCGAGAAUGCACAAGUUUAACCAACUUCCUGAAGAAACCACUUUGCAUCGCAUCCAUCAUCGGUGGUGGUUUAUUACUUUUGAUACCUGUUAUUCUGUCGACUCUAAACGUAUUUUGAUGGAGAGAGUGGGCAGGACUUAUGUCAGCGUUGAAGAUGAAUUCACAAAUGUCUACUUGCAAGUUUCUACCAAAGUGAUGGUGAACUAAAUUACAUAUUGAGUGCAAUUGCUUAUUUUUUUAAUCAUUAUUUUGAAUUUAUGGGUUUUUUUGAAACAAUUUUGAUGACUAAGAGUCAAAAGUACAUUUGCAGUUAUUUGUGUAUAAAAUGAAACAAAAGAUAGCAGUUUCCCAUUCAAUAUUAGUGAAUAAAGAUAUGGAUUUUAAAAGCAGUAUAUUUCUUUAAGUGAAGAAAACAACCUUAAUUUCUUGUAAUAAAUGUGCAUAAAAAGCA